Bombina bombina (fire-bellied toad) is the source of this 465-nucleotide messenger RNA. RefSeq names its product Golgi-associated plant pathogenesis-related protein 1-like. The transcript has 4 exons. Gene Ontology annotation, cellular component: extracellular region. The record is from RefSeq and is a predicted model, not a curated record. Bases 1 to 465 code for a protein of 154 amino acids. Lineage: Eukaryota; Metazoa; Chordata; Amphibia; Anura; Bombinatoridae.
AUGAGCAUUACUGCAGGUGUCAAUAUGGCGCAAUUUGAGAAGGAUUUCCUGUCUAUGCAUAAUGCUUAUCGCAAGCGACAUGGUUCGCCUCCUCUUCAGCUCAGCAGGGAACUCUGUAAUUCAGCACAACAAUGGGCAAAUUAUCUGCUGUCCAUCGGAACUAUGAAGCACAGCAUCAGUGGAGAAAACAUUUUCUCCUGCUCCGGCUAUAAGGAACUAAAAGGUCGAGAGGCUGUAGAUUCCUGGUACAGUGAGGUAAAGGACUAUAACUUCUGCCGGCCAGGAUUUGCGAUGAAUACAGGUCACUUCACCCAGGUGGUCUGGAAGGACAGCAAACAGCUGGGAGUUGGCGUAGCCACCGAUGGCAGAGGGACGUUCUAUGUUGUUGGAAAAUACAACCCUGGAGGGAAUAUGGACAGCCCUGGGUAUUUUGAGAGGAACGUUUUACCGGCCAGCAGAGCUUAA